This is a messenger RNA of Xyrauchen texanus (razorback sucker), 4048 nucleotides long. RefSeq names its product anoctamin-6-like. Gene Ontology annotation, cellular component: plasma membrane. The record is from RefSeq and is a predicted model, not a curated record. The transcript is spliced from 20 exons. NCBI's taxonomy places the organism in Eukaryota, Metazoa, Chordata, Actinopteri, Cypriniformes, Catostomidae. Bases 394 to 3153 code for a protein of 919 amino acids. Gene Ontology annotation, molecular function: protein dimerization activity; chloride channel activity. Gene Ontology annotation, biological process: calcium activated phosphatidylserine scrambling; chloride transmembrane transport; calcium activated phosphatidylcholine scrambling.
AUUGACGAGUGGCACAAGGAAUACAAUGCGACUUGUUCUGAAAACAAACAAACAAAACAAAACAUAAAAUAUAUCUAUAUAAACCGUGUAACACUAUAUAAUCAAAAGUUAUAUUUAUAUGUGUAUAAACAUGUCGCCAAAAAAAAAGUCUGAUAUCAAUGCAAAAGCGGAAGCUAGAUACAUACAGAGGGCAGCCAAACAUGCUUAUGUAAAGUCUGUAAUACCCCUAAAACCCUCCUCCGACCCACCUACUCCGAGCAAGUUCAAACUAGAAGAAACUCUCUUUGUUUUUGAUCCGGUGUAUCUCUGCAUUAAUACCUGUAAUUAUUUGUUACAUGUUGCAAUCAUUUUCUUUUCUUUGACGUGCAGUGCGGAGUGUUAUAAACUGAAGAGAUGAGUGAAGAAGAUGACAAUUAUAUUCUCGAGCUGGACUCAGAGACAGAGAUAGAGAUGAAAGAAUCUGAGAUUAUGCUAAAAGAAUUUGUUUAUUCUGAGGAGUUGCCAACAUACAAAUCUAUUCCUAAAGGUCAAGUUGUGCCAAAAGUGGAACGGGCGGAUUUCAAUGGUAACCCUGACUCACUGUAUUUCAAUGAUGGAAAGAGACGGAUUGAUUUUGUUUUGGUCUAUGAGGACGAGUCCAAAAAUGUGUCUGAUAAAAAAACUUCUAUCAUAAGGAGAAAACAGAGACGAAGAGAAUAUUUUGAAGCAAGCCUGAUGAAUAUGGGUUUGGAAUUGGAAACAACACAGUCUGUGGUGGAUGAGAAGCUUUGCUUUGUGAAAGUGCACAUGCCCUUUGAGGUUCUGUGUACAUACGCUGAGGUUCUGCACAUCAAACUGCCCAUUCAGCCCAAUGAUCUGGCCCCUCGCUCAUCAGCGUACAACUUCUUCCCGCAGUACUUCUACCCCAGUCCGGAGGUCAUCGCCAAGGAGACAGAGUACUUCACGGCCCCGUUCAAGAAGAAUCAGCUGGAGUAUUUUUACGUGAAGGACAGAGAGCUGUUCUUCACACCGGCCAUGAGGAGUAGAAUGGCAUACUACAUCCUCUGUCGAGCUCCGUAUGAUGUCAAAGGAAAUGUUAAAAGGUUUGGCAUCUCUAAGCUGCUGGAUGGAGGCGUGUAUAAGGCUGCGUAUCCUUUACAUGAUUGCAGAUUUAAUGUGAAAUCUAAAGAGCUGUAUUGCCCCAAUGAACGAUUUCUGCUGUACAAUGAGUGGGCACAUCCCAAGAGCUUCUACAAGAUGCAACCUCUCGACUUGAUAAGAAAGUAUUAUGGGGAGAAGAUCGGCAUUUAUUUUGCUUGGUUGGGUUUCUACACGGUCAUGCUGACGCUCGCCGCUGUGGUCGGUCUCGGCUGUUUCAUAUUUGGAUACACAACCAGAGAGAGCAGCACGUGGAGCAAAGAGGUGUGUGACCCUCUGAUUGGUGGGAAUAUUAUCAUGUGUCCACAGUGUGAUAAGAACUGUCCAUACUGGAGACUGAACACCACGUGCGAGUCCUCUAAAAAACUGUGUGUGUUUGAUAACUUUGGGACGUUAGUGUUUGCAGUUUUCAUGUCUGUAUGGGUGACGUUGUUUCUGGAGUUUUGGAAACGGUACCAGGCAAAACUGGAGCAUGAGUGGGACAUGGUGGAGUUCCUUCCACAGGAAGAGCAAGUUCGACCCGAAUACGAGGCCAAAUGUGCAUACGAGAGAUUCAACCCUAUUACACAGACCAAAGAGAAGGUGCCCUACACACCCUGUGGGAAAUGCAUGAGAGUAUCGUGUGGAAUCGGGACAGUGUUAUUCUGGGUUAUGCUGAUUAUCGUGUCUGUAGUCGGGGUGAUCGUGUACCGGCUGGCGAUGUUCAUCACGUUCUCUGCGACACUGCGUGCUGAUCUGAGGGAUCGUAAGGAGCUGGAGCCAUUUAAAGAGUAUGUCACCCCUCAGAUGGCCACGUCCAUCACCGCCUCCAUUAUCAGCUUCAUCCUCAUCAUGAUUCUGAACAACGGCUAUGAAAAAGUGGCCAUCUGGAUCACAGACUUCGAGCUGCCACGGACGAGAACGGAAUACGAAAACAGCCUGACUCUAAAGAUGUUCCUCUUUCAGUUCGUGAACUAUUACUCAUCCUGUUUCUACAUCGCGUUCUUCAAAGGGAGCCUGGUGGGCUAUCCGAGAGAGCCCGUGUACUGGCUGGGAGCAUACCGCAAUGAGGAGUGUGAUCCUGGAGGAUGCCUUACUGAGCUGACUACACAGCUGUCAAUCAUCAUGACAGGGAAGGCCAUCUGGAACAACAUACAGGAAGUCCUGUUGCCGUGGGUGAAGAAUCUGAUAUUCCGUCAUUGCACUCAAGUGGGUAGCGAGAAAAUAAUUCCACGCUGGGAACAAGACUAUCAGCUACAGCCAAUGGGGAAGCUCUGCCUGUUUUAUGAAUACCUGGAGAUGGUGAUCCAGUUUGGUUUUGUGACUCUGUUUGUGGCCUCAUUCCCGUUGGCUCCUCUCCUGGCGCUCAUCAAUAAUCUGUGUGAGAUCCGUGUGGACGCCUGGAAGAUCACCACCCAGUUCCGUCGGAUAGUUCCAGAAAAGUCUCAAGACAUUGGAGCCUGGCAGCCGAUCCUACAGGGAAUUGCGAUCCUAGCAGUGGCCACAAAUGCUGCUAUCAUUGCCUUCACGUCUGAUAUGAUUCCUCGUCUGGUUUAUUACUGGGCUUUCUCUGUAAUCCCGUAUACAAACAGUUCAGAUCACACUAUGCAGGGCUUCAUUAACAGCUCACUGUCUGUCUUCAACAUCAACGACUUCUCAGAGAAGAGCAAACCUAACAAUGACACCAUUCCAUACUGGUUUAAUAGCACCACAUGCCGGUAUCGUGAUUUCAGGAAUCCUCCUGGUCAUCAUAAUGAAUAUGAGUUCAGCGUACAUUAUUGGCAUGUCAUUGCUGCCAAAUUGGCAUUUAUGAUUGUGGUAGAGCACAUUGUUUACUUAACCAAGUUCAUACUGUCCUACAUGAUACCGGAUAUUCCAAAAGCUCUGACUGAACAGAUCAAACGUGAGUGUUACCUGACGCAGGUGAUCCUGCAUGAAACCAGUAUCAAACACUUCACUGACCUCUUGAAGCCUGUUGCUGAGGGACUUGAGGACCAAGUUGAAGAGCUGGAACUGGACUUGGACAUGCAUUUGUGAAACCAUCUAAUGAGGGGUGGGGGGGUCUGGAUCAAUUCUGCAUACCAGAAUUGAUCCAGAUGGUUGAGUGGGAGGGGCUUAACAAUAAGAGAGCUUGGUGAUGUCAUCCAGCAUGAACAGUCGGGGCAAGUUGUUACAUUUUUGAUAAAAGAUUACAAUGACAAACAUUUCUGUUUUUGGGAAUAACAUGCUCACUGACUGCGCAAUGAGACCAGGAAUGUGCUUUAAGAAAGUAAAAGGGGUCUGAAAGGUUUGAUUUCAUGUUGACUUUAACUGCACCCCUCCCCUAGUCUAAACUCCACCUUUAUCCCUAUUCCACCUAUUGUCUGAGUCUUAUUCAAGGACUGUGCCUUAACCUCAAACAAACAGAGCCAAGGUUUGCAUAGUGCUUUUCAUUUUAACUGGCACUUCUCAUUCAAAGUGGCUUACAAUGACUUUAUUGUUCUGGUACCUAGUAAGUGCCUUACCUUUAUACAGAUGGAGCAGGAGAUGGCUCUUAGUUGGAGUUCAAACCUACAGCCUCUGCAUUAGCACCUCAGAUCUGUAUUAUGCUUAAAAAGUUAAGAAAUUGUCCUUUGUUUCAAUAUAAUGUUAUAAAAACCCAGGUAUUUAUACGAUAAGUGAUCUUACAUACCUAAUGGGCAUAAUUUGGUAUAAAAUGGUGAAACAUACUUUUUAGAAGAAGACUAAAAAGUGUUUGAGUUUUAGAGAGAGAUCAUUUGAUUAAUUUCUGCACUGAUGUUUUAUUAAAUGCAACUGGCUGUCAAACACAUAUUGAGCUGUGCAUAAGCUACACAAAUACAUUUCCUCAGGCACUUUUUGAGACUAAAUAGACACACAACUUACACCAUUUCUGUUGUACACCCAAAUGACAAUAGCCAAUAAAUCUUUUUGU